AUGAUAGGCCCCGAUCCCAUAAGAGCUCUUAUAGGCACCGUCAUGGUUGCCUCAAAAGAUGCGGUGGGGGUGAUGGUGGCUCUGGGCUUUUCACAAGAGGCACGGAAAGUUGCAGGGGAGGCACCGUGCACAAUCCUCCUCUGCACGCAAGACAACCUUGUCGAGCGUAUCCGUGCCCAUAGAGGCCCAGACCACCAAGCAGUUUCGGACAGGCAACUGCUCUUGAUGACUCUUGUGCCAGACUUCUCCAUGCACAGUCCUAGGUUGGAAGAUCUACUUCCCAUGCAGAAGGAUUUGACUACAUUUAAAAGCCUACGAGGAUACGGUAUGCACUUCUCUCUUCCAAAGAUGUCUUUAAUCUCAUCCCGUUCUACGAAAGUCACAAUAUUUGCUCCAACCAACCUCGCUUUCUUAAUUACAAAUUUGCAGUCAAAAGCUCGGAAGAAGACCGAAAUUCAGCCCGUCGACGAUGCGAUGAGGCGAUUAAAGAUUUCAAACAAGCCCGAUAAAGAUGACGUGGAAUUCUAA
Paraglomus brasilianum is the source of this 528-nucleotide messenger RNA. The record is from the annotation of a GenBank genome assembly. NCBI's taxonomy places the organism in Eukaryota, Fungi, Glomeromycota, Glomeromycetes, Paraglomerales, Paraglomeraceae.